AUAGCCUACAAUUAUGCUGGAAUUACGUUAUGAUUGCCAGUAAAAGCAUUGCCCAGCUCGACUUUCUACGGCCGAUGCUCCCAUCUGAGUAUUCAGCCUCCUUUGCCUCCAAACCAAACCCCGCUUUCCCACGUUGCUGAUACUCCGGAAAUGCGGUGACCAAGGCCUAUCCCUACCCCCAUGGCCACCAUCCCACCCCCAGUGCGGCGCCUCAAACCGUUGAAGACCUUACUGGAGCUGAAAGCCGGGGACUCCACCAUUGAUGUCUACAUCACAACUGUCCCCAUCAAAUCUGCCAAUUCGGUACUGAGUGCGGUGCGUUCUUUGAUCCAAGAUGAGUAUGCGGUCGACUUACAGCACCUACGACGAUUUGCGAAGCUCCACGACCUACCCCCGCACUUGAAGUUGCUGGUCUCCCCUUCCGAUACCGCCGCCCCUGUUGCCGAUGGCCAGGCAAGCCUUUGCUUGCUGGUGGCUCCCACAGCUUCUAUGGACCUUCCAGCGUUAAAGGAGUGUAUCUCUAAUGUGCUGCCAUUGUCAGAGCACAGUGCGCCGGCGGUCUGGACAAUUCCUGUGCCGCAACUUGCGCCAACCUCCCAGGAGCAGGCCACGAAAUGGACUACAACACAUUGGCCGACAGUAUAUAAGAAGAACAAUCCAUUUGGCCCACACCCACAUAUACUUUCUCGAGCGGAGGAUGAGAUGGCCGGUGAUCUGGACAAAUGGAUGGGAAUGGCCCACAGCGUUGCCCAGGCCUCGGUAGCCUCUGGGACCGGCGAGGGUACUGGCGCAGUUAUUGUCCAGAGAGACAAUGGCACCACUCGUGCUUUGGCGCUGGCCGGAGAUGCACGCUGGGCCAAGGGGAGGAGUUCCCCAAAAGGUAAUGUCAUGGCACAUUCCAUUCUGCGCGCUAUAGGCAUGAUUGCCCAGAAAAUGAGAACGGCUGAGAGGAAAAAGGGCGACGCGCCUCCACCAUCAUCCCUUGAUGAACUGGAAAGCGCAAUGUUUCUUGAUAUGCCCAUGCAUCUUGAAGAACAUUCUGUCUUCAACGAGAGUACAGUAUCCCCAGACGGAUAUCUGUGUCACAACCUGGAGAUAUACUUGACCCAUGAGCCUUGUGUCAUGUGUUCCAUGGCGCUGUUACACUCCAGAUUUGGCAGAGUCGUCAUUGACUCACGAGCGCCAGCAACAGGAGGGCUUUGUAGCGAAGGCACAACCUCUGGAACUGUCGCACAACCCCACACUUCACAACUGGGGCAUGGACUGUUCUGGAGAAAAGAGUUGAACUGGUCGUUGCUGGCGUGGGAGACCGAAGGCCAUGAACCUCCCCCUUUAAACGAUAGAUGUGACAUGCAAGCAUAAUUAUAAAUAAAACAUGAUAAUUCCCG
Messenger RNA from Pseudogymnoascus verrucosus, 1388 nucleotides. It is a transcript of the gene TAD3, whose product is annotated as tRNA-specific adenosine deaminase subunit tad3. Gene Ontology annotation, molecular function: tRNA-specific adenosine-34 deaminase activity. The transcript is spliced from 2 exons. NCBI's taxonomy places the organism in Eukaryota, Fungi, Ascomycota, Leotiomycetes, Thelebolales, Thelebolaceae. The coding region runs from base 181 to 1362 and encodes 393 amino acids. The record is from RefSeq and is a predicted model, not a curated record. Gene Ontology annotation, cellular component: nucleus; cytoplasm.